CGUGUGCGUGUGUGAGUGUGUGUGGAGGAGAAAUUACGGGAAAGAGAGGCCGCUCUGUUGUGGAGGAGGAAUAGGCGAUCGAAAACACAACAGAGAGGAUCUUUUGCUUCGAUUUGAGCGUUUUUUUUUGCAGAGGAUGCUGUGUAUCGGUUCUCUCUGCGUUUGACUGAUUCUGAUUUUGGACCUGGGACCUUCGUGUAUCUAUGGGCUCGGUGGGCGCAUCUUUCGCCUCCCGAUAGGACAUAACGGGCAGGGCUGCCUUCUAAUCCUUAUUUAUUUCGCUCUCUCUGCGCUGCAACUUUGGGAGAAACGUGAUCGAGAGGCAGCGAUAACAGCGGGCUGAUCAUGGAUUAAAACCCGAGUGAAUUUUCAUCUGAGAGGUUCCCAAUGUUGAACAUGUCCACCCCCAGCGAGCUGAAGUCUCCCUGUGUGACUCGCAACGGUAUGGUGAAGUUGCCCCCCAGCCAGCCCAAUGGACUGGGCAGUGCGAGUAUCACCAAGGGGACACCUGCUGCCAAGAACCGUCUGUGCCAGUCCUCCUCAGUACCCUCAAUCCUGCCUCCUCCACCCUCCUCCCUGCCCUACCACCACCACCACCACCUGGAUGGCCCUAGCAUGCACAACUCAGCAGCCUCUCUGCUGGGCUCUGACAUGGAGCCUGGAAUGCCUCUGGUGGGCUUGAAGCCGUCCCUUCGUCAGCUUCCCCCUCUCACUCUCCCCAAACCUAUGCUGCUGGAGCGCCAGCUCGUCCUGGAUGAGAAGCUGCUUAACCGAUUGCUCUGGUACUUCACCACAGCUGAAAAAUGUGUGCUGGCGCAGGUUUGCAAGACAUGGCGCAAGGUGCUGUACCAGCCCAAGUUCUGGGAGGCUGUGUCACCCAUCUUGCAUGCCAAGGAGCUAUAUACCCUCCUGCCCAAUGGGGAGAAGGAGUUUGUCAGUCUGCAGGCCUUCGCCCUGCGUGGCUUCCAGUCGUUCUGCCUAGUGGGCGUCUCAGACCUGGACAUUUGUGAGUUCAUUGACAACUACCCGCUGUCCAAGAAAGGUGUUCGCUCAGUCAGCCUCAAGAGGUCCACCAUCACAGAUGCCGGUUUGGAGGUCAUGCUGGAGCAGAUGCAAGGCCUGAUGCACCUCGAACUGUCAGGCUGCAAUGACUUCACAGAGGCCGGCCUGUGGUCCAGUCUGAACGCCCGGCUAACUUCCCUCAGCGUCAGUGACUGCAUUAAUGUGGCGGAUGACGCCAUCGCUGCCAUCUCACAGCUCCUGCCCAACCUAUCAGAGCUGAGCCUGCAGGCCUACCACGUCACUGACACGGCCAUGGCCUACUUCACAGCCAAACAGGGCUAUACCACCCACACUCUGCGGCUUCACUCCUGCUGGGAGAUCACCAAUCACGGUGUGGUCAACAUGGUGCACAGCCUCCCCAACCUGACGGCCCUCAGCCUCUCUGGCUGCUCCAAGAUCACUGACGACGGUGUGGAGCUGGUUGCUGAGAACCUGCGUAAGCUCCGCAGCCUGGACUUAUCCUGGUGCCCUCGGAUCACUGACAUGGCCCUGGAGUACAUCGCCUGUGACCUGCAUAAACUGGAAGAGCUGGUGCUGGACAGGUGUGUGCGGAUCACAGACACUGGGUUGGGCUACUUGUCCACCAUGUCAUCAUUAAGGAGCCUCUAUCUGCGUUGGUGCUGUCAGGUGCAAGAUUUCGGUCUGCAGCAUUUGUUUGGAAUGAGGAGUCUUCGCCUACUGUCUCUUGCAGGCUGCCCCCUGCUGACCACCACCGGCCUGUCCGGCCUCAUCCAGCUGCAGGAGCUGGAGGAGCUGGAGCUCACUAAUUGCCCCGGAGCCACCGCCGAGCUCUUCAAAUAUUACUCCCAGCACCUGCCCCACUGCAUGGUCAUUGAGUAAGACCUCUGACCGACCCGCCCGCCAUACUUCUACCUUCCUCCUCCUUACUCUUCAUCACUCUUUCCUCAAAUGCUAGACGGAACUGCUCCUACCGUACCGCACCGCUCCUCAUUACCUGCUCCCCUUCCUCGCCCGUCUUCCUCCACACCCCAUUGAGUAGACUGACCCACAGGCGGACAGAGAGGCAGGAAGGCAGAUGAUGGAACAUGUCGGACCCAGAGGAUGAUGGGAUGGCAUCUGAGCUCCAUUUAAGAAGAUGCUGGAGUGGAGAGCUUGGUGCGACGUCUUGUCUGACAGCAAGUUUCUUUUUCAGAAUCAACAAAAGGUUUUUUGUGGAGAGCUUCUCUAAAGACUUUGAGGAUUUUUUUUUAAGCUGAAUGGAUACUGAAGGGAGUGACAUGCACAUAUCCAGAUGCAGCAGAGAGGAAUUAGGAAAAGGGAAAUACAGACUUGUGUUUGAGCUGGUGGAACCAUGCGCUCAUACACUGUAAACACACUCACACAUACUGUAUAUGGUAAGUGCAACUCAAGACCACGAGAACUGACGUUUCUAUUUCCAUCACUCUGUGUAAUAUAACUGCUGUUAUUUUUUUUCUUAGAAGGUCUCAAAGGUUCAGUGUUCUCUUGUUUAGAGAGAGACAGCAUAUGCCAGCUGGAGAAACAGGAAUUAGAGAGAACUAAAGAUGCAGAUCAGGAAGUGAACGACAGGGAUGGAACUUUUCUCUCUCUUUCUUUUUCUCCCUUCCUCUGUGUGUGAAGUGUGUGUCAUGGACUCACAGGUUCCCAUCUGGUGGGCUACCACCACCUUUUUCCAUUUCUGUGUCUGAUCAGAAAUACAAAAAAAGGAGAAAAAUUUGAAAAACAACAGUUUACAUUUCUUUUUGUGUUGGAGUUUAUUGGCUCAUCGUUUCACUUUCCCCCCCGGCUUCUUCAUUUUUUGUACACAUAUUAUUUAUUUUACAGAUCUGGAGGAUAAGCUGUCGUAAACUGUGAAUGUUGUGUAUUUAAAAGGGGAAAAGUGUCGCUCAGGCAGUGCAACAUGAACAAGCAGCCAGUCAAAUGGAAAGCUUUCACUGCUUGAGAGUUUCUGCUGAGGAUCAAAUGCUUUUCUCUCACAUGGUGAAUAGAAAAUAAUCAUGAAUAGAAAACAAAGUGACAGUGAUGAAUUGAUAUUUCUGGACUCCAACUAAUAAAUAGCAUCAGUUAGCAGGGGGAGUUCUGCAGGCGACCUUUCUGUUGGUAAGGUAGUUUUAUCCAAAUUGAGGGAGAUCUGGUUUUGUAAUUAACCUCUUCUUUCCAUCUUUUAAAUGCUGAUGGUUGUGAUAGAAACACAUGAUAUUUGGUGUUUGAGUUUGAACGUAUGUGGUUCUGAAGCUGCUAAUGCAUUGUGUGACCCCCUUGGCUAAGGUCAGGUUACUUCAAAGAUUCAAAGGGAGGCUCUGGGAUUUCAGUAUUUAAUAUUAAAGCAGUGCUUACAGUUUCCAUUACAGACACAGAAUGAACAGUAGCUGAGGGCCUUUUAAAAACAGUUUGUGGGAAUUUUACAAAGUUUCCUACAAACCCAGAGUCAGAGAAACAUAUGAAUGGCCUUUUAAGUUUAUGUCUAGCCUAUCUUAGCACAAUAAGUUGAUGUCAAUGGAAUCACGUUACAGCUCCUUUUAGUCCUCAGCGCUAAAAUGGCAGGUCAAACACUAAAUGUUUGACCUGCCAUUCACUAGUUACAAUCCUCAUUUACAUUAUAACUGAGAACUGCAAACUUUUAGAGGCAUGUAAUAACACAUUAUGUAACCACACAUUAUGUAACAACACUGCAAUAUGUAACAAAAUGUUAUAUGUGUUCACUUCAUUAAGUAAUAACACAGAUAUUUUGUUAUAAAUGUCCUCAGCAUUUUGUAAUAAUUACAUUUGACAUUACAUAUUGCAGUGGUUAUUACUAAAUGCGUGGCCUGCACAUUUUUUUAUUAAUAAAUGCAUUAUGUAAUAACCAACCAAAAUGAAUGUCUUUAUCUGUACACGUUAUGCUUUAGGAAGGUUGAUGCUGUCACACUUGAUGAAAGAUAAUCUACUGAACUAAUUGUUUCUUCAAAAAAUAAUUGUGAGUCAGUAUGAUUAAUGCUUGAAUGCAUAAAAUAAACAUUAUUGUUAUAAUGUUAUAAUGAUUUUUAUUAAUGAAGACUUUUGGUUGGUUAUUACAUAAUGCAUGUAUUAUUACAUGUUCACAAGUGCAGUGUUGAAGGUUGAAUGCAGCAUGUACCACCUCUAACCUGAAGCUAAUCUAACAUUUGACUAGAUGGAGCCUGGCGAUGUGGGACGCAGUGAAGAAGGACAGUUCAGCUUUAUUUCCACACCUCCAGCCAUCGGUUAUAUUAGUUAUACUGACACUAACUAAGAGACAAACCAACACGCAGACUUAUUUGAAAGAAUAGUUGAAGGUGAAUGCUACAUUUACUAACCAAACCCCAAGUUGUAAAAUAUGUUUUCUUAGCCCUUAGAUUCCACAUCCACAGACUGAGCUAAGCUAGACUGAGCUUUGUAUUUAACAUGCCUUUGUGCUGCUAAACUGGCACAAUAAGGCAUCUGUAAGUGUGUCUGACCCUGGGUACGUAGGCAACAUUGUUAAGCUUCCAAUAAACCAGAGUAUUUAUUUACCUUGGAAAUAAGUUAUUGAGAGUAAAAACCGAUCAUUUCCGACCGCGAUCACCUGACAUUAAAAGGAAAUGAAGGAGCCCAGCAGUGAGCCACUGUGCUGCUCUUUGCCUCUUGUGUGUCCUCAGAUGUGCUGACUGCCAACUGAAAGGAUGGAUCAGUGUCAGCCAGUAUUAGGUUGUGCCAAAUGCAUCUUCAGCAGCGCAUAAAAUGUGUCUGCUUGCCCCUCGCUGAUCGCUGACUGCACUGAAACGGACUGAGUGACUGAACGGAGUGUGUACUGUUCGGACAUGGCAGACCAUGCAUGUUUUAGUUGGUCUGCGUUGUGUUUCAAGAAGGCUCAUUUUAGAGGUUGUUCUGAAUCUCUUCAUUGUACAUAAGUAUAUUUAUUUAUUUAUUUAAAUUAAUUUGUGUCUUAUUUAUGUGAUUUAUUUAUUGAAAAGACAUUCUUCAAAGGAUUUUGUUUUAUGGAACUUGCUUCAAAUUUGGGACUGAAUUAGCUUAUGCAUUGAUUGCUGGUGGUUUUUUUCCUAUUAUAAUUUUCUGACAUUUCAGACCCCUAAGUGAAAUAAUCUACUUAUUACACAUUUAACAUACACUUGUUUAGACACCAGUGACCAUAACCAUCAUUAACACUGACUUAAAGUUUUUAAAUCGUCAAAAUGCGCAAGAAUAUAUUUUCCUCUGUGCAAGUGAGUGUCGACUUUGUAUAGCUGUUGGUCCAUCAUUAAGAAAACGGGGGCAAACAGUGGUGACGAGUUAUAUUUAUUGUCAGUGUCCUGAAUGUGGAAAUACAGAGUAUGAUAUACAUAAAAACAUUUGAAGUCUGAGAUUGACCUCUGUCAUUGCUAAGCGAUGUUUACACUGUCUAUAAAGAUGACAAAGGUAAGAUCUCUGAAUAUGAGGAUUCUAUGGAAGCUUAUUUCUGACAAGACUAAUGAAAAGAAAAACACGCAUACAAACACGUUUUGAGCAUGAUCCAGCUUCAGCACCAGCUCACGUGCUAUAGUUUGCGAGAGCUUAAGACUUUAUUGGAACUAUAUGGUGAUACAUGAUGGCAAGCAUGCUGCAAUACUGUUUCUCUUAUUACUUUUAAUAUCCAGGGUGGAUACACCUUACUUUACAUACAUACACCUGUAGCCAAGAGUCUCGUUGUUUUUAGUUUGGCUGCAUCUGGUACAGUUCUACUAAAGUUUUAGUUUGGGAGAUUUAAGACUAAAAGGCCCCAAUAAAGACAAACAAGUGGCAUUUAUUUAUUUAAAAUUCAAUUUAGUUCUUAAUGACUAAACAAAAUGGUUUUCAUUAUCAAACCUAACAGUUGUUUACAUUAUCUUCUAUUUAAAAUGACAGUGUCAGCAUGCAAACAUUUUCAUGUGCAAAAAUCUAGUUAUUUUAAAUAUGAAUAUUACAGAGGGGUCGAUAGUUGGCCCCAGCCGGACUCCAUCACCCUAACAACAGCUGUUUCCUCACAGUCUUAUUACUGAUCUCUUUCAGUAUUUUUGUUUUAAUGAGCUUCCAAAGGAUUCAAAUGUAGGUUUACAUAUCAUGAACUCUGACAUGCACAGCCAUGCAUUUCUCAGCUCCAAACAACUAACAACAAACCUAUACAGGUACAUUAUCGAAGGUACAUUUUCUAAGGCUAAUAAUUCCGUUCACUUCUAUUAUUGUCUACAGUCUUUGGUCUGCAUCUGUCACCAUUUUGUUACAACCCUUGUACAGCACAACUUUAAGUAAGCAGUAAAAUAAAUACUGACAGUUUACUGAUGAUGUGUAAAUUGGAAGAAUGUGUGUGCUCUUUCGGUUUCAGUGUGUUUAGCCAACCUGUGCCUGUACUGAUCUUACUUUGACUGAAGACCAUCUUUGCACUAAUG
Molecule: messenger RNA, 6419 nt
Organism: Cottoperca gobio
Lineage: Eukaryota; Metazoa; Chordata; Actinopteri; Perciformes; Bovichtidae
Gene: fbxl16
Product: F-box and leucine-rich repeat protein 16
Exons: 7
Coding region: 388-1902 (504 amino acids)
Biological process (GO): SCF-dependent proteasomal ubiquitin-dependent protein catabolic process
Cellular component (GO): SCF ubiquitin ligase complex
Molecular function (GO): protein binding
Source: RefSeq, a predicted model, not a curated record